Messenger RNA from Drosophila mojavensis, 1471 nucleotides. RefSeq lists its product as uncharacterized. The coding region runs from base 117 to 1136 and encodes 339 amino acids. NCBI's taxonomy places the organism in Eukaryota, Metazoa, Arthropoda, Insecta, Diptera, Drosophilidae. The transcript has 2 exons. The record is from RefSeq and is a predicted model, not a curated record.
ACUUUGCUUAUUAGGUAAAAUGUUUUGAACUGAGAACAUAAUAAAUUUGAGAAUCCCAUUCAAAAACCUGAUUAAGGUUUAGCAUUUGACUAAUCAUAUAUACACAUAUAUACAAAAUGGAUCAAAGUAAGGAGCCAGAAAGAAAAGAUCAGUCUUCCGAGGAAGAAGAUGGCAAGGAGCUCGAUUACGCUCAAUUGACGCUCUACGAUGUGAUGCGCAUAGAGAACUGCAAGGCGAACCGAUUUUUGAAGAAAGAAACGUAUCCCAAUAUAAGACCGCCAAUAUCACGAUGCUCGAAUGAGCAAUCGGGAAACUUCUUAUCGGAGGCUAUUGUCGAUAUGGGCUGCAGGGUACCCUUUGGCAAGGAUAAGAGAUUUGACACCAUUGAGAUAUGGAGGCAAGCUCCGAACAAAGACUCGCUCAGUUUUUAUGGCAUGGGAUCGAAAGUCAAUCUGCCAGAGGCAGUCGAGUAUAGACGAGCUCUCACCAACUCUCUCAAUUUGGUCAACGGCAUCGAUCCAAAGGCCAAGAAGUCAAAAAAAACAAAGAAACCGGAAAAGGUGCCCAAGCCUAAGGGUGCCUAUGUACUCAACCGUAAUAUCUUGCACUGUGCCAUCAAUAAGAUGCCGACGGUGCUCAAGAAGACGCACGCUAAGAAUUCUCAUAGAAUACUUUAUUGUCCAGAGGAUGAGUACGAAGAUGAAUUUGGCGACUACGAACCUUAUAUUCCCCUGCAGGUGGCCCUCGACAUGGAGAAGCCACCCAAAAAGCCAAAGCACGGCCUCCGACGCAAUCACCAGUACUGCGAUGUGCAAUGUGGUCUGCCGGAUAACAUGUGCACGUACUACCAAUGGAUGAAGUACAAGGAAGAUACGUUACCGUACGAUGUGGAAUUCGACCUGGAGACGGAGCUAGAGGAGGCGAUGGCCGAAGAGCAAGAUGAUGAGCCAAGAACUUUUGAAGAGCUCUAUUCAAAUCUGGUGGGCUGUUUUGAGAAGAAUAAAGAUGAAAUUCCGCCGUGCACUAUCUACGGCAAAUGCUGCAGGAGACCUUCGGAGCGCGUAGUAAUUCAAGGUUGCGGUGAAGAUAAGAUCUUUGGCCCUCACGAAUGCGAAUGUAACUGUGCUGACAGCUAAUAUAUAAUGAUAUAUCAAUAUACUCACUUUUGGCUUUUUGGCAUACUGUCCUGUGCGCACAUCACGAAUUGUGGCAAUGUCCAGAAUGUCGAGCUCAUUGUUUUGAUCAACCCAAUAGAGAAAGAAGCCCUUGGCAUCCACUCGCAUUGUCACCGGUGUCCCGCUGCCUGAAUCCUGAAAUUAGAAUGCAACAAAUAGAAGGAAGUACAAGGAAAUGAAUACAAGUAUAUAUGUGUAUGAUAUAUGUCUUUUUGCUAAAUCUGUGCAAGGUUUUCCGUUUUCAUUAACAGCUUAGCAAUAAUAAAAAAAAAAAAAUGGAUUCAGGGUAUAAAAAA